Messenger RNA from Malurus melanocephalus (red-backed fairy wren), 2493 nucleotides. RefSeq names its product family with sequence similarity 110 member C (gene FAM110C). Gene Ontology annotation, cellular component: cell cortex. NCBI's taxonomy places the organism in Eukaryota, Metazoa, Chordata, Aves, Passeriformes, Maluridae. The transcript is spliced from 2 exons. The record is from RefSeq and is a predicted model, not a curated record. Gene Ontology annotation, biological process: regulation of cell projection assembly; positive regulation of cell migration. Gene Ontology annotation, molecular function: alpha-tubulin binding. The coding region runs from base 74 to 1171 and encodes 365 amino acids.
UUUUUUUUUNUUUGUUUUUUGGUCCCCCUUUCCUCCCGGGACUGGAGGCAGGAUCCGCGUCCCUGAAACUGCUAUGCCAGCUGAACUCUCCCGGGCCGUGGGAAUGCACGCCAUCUCCGACCUCCACUCCUCCCUCCCCCUGCGGCUGCUCAACAAGGGGCCCGAGUACCUCCGCAGGCAGCUGGAGGCCGGCAAGCCGGGCAGGAAAAGUGCCGUGGAGAGACUGGCCGCCGAUAAGGCCAAGUACGUAAAGAGCCAGCAGGUCAUCAGCACCAGGCAGGAUCCCGUCAUCGCGCUCAGCUCAGCCUCGGAGAGCAGCAGCGAGAGCUGUUCGGUGGAGAGCAGAGCAGGGAGCAGGGAGCUGGGCAGAGGGACGGGCGGGAAGCCCCUGGAGCUGGGCAAGGCGGUGAACUCGUGCCGAACCCCCCUCCAGCACGGCCCCCCUAUCGCCAGGCGCAGCACCAAGAGGCAGAUGCGGCCGGAUUCCCUGGUGAUCUACCGUCAGAAAUGCGAGCUUGGGAAAGGUCAAAGCCAGGACAGCCCACGAGGGAGCUUGGUGAGGAGGAUCUUUAAUGGGUCCAUAAAGGAGAAGCAGUUGGCUUCCCCUGAGUUGCCCAGAGUCAUGGAGGACAUCGCAACCACCGAGAACAACGAGCCUCUCUCAGCAAAAGAUGGUGACCAAGASGAGCCGAGCGACCAUGGAGUGGCGCAGACUGUCCCUGUGGGCACUGAAGGGGCAGGGGUAUGUACAAAAGAGCAUGACGUACCCUCAAAAUUGACUAUACCUCCUGAAGAGGUCAAGGAGGUGAAGAGGAGAGGUCUCCAUCGCUCCCAGUCAGACAUCAGCUCUCGCUAUUCCAAGUCCUUUGCUGAACUUGAAACAUUUUUCAAGUACUGCGGACUGGAACAGGAGGUCAUUGAGGAUCUUGGGAGAGAGAACUUCUCCGUGGUGUCUGACAGCGUCUCCUUCAAGAUCCGCAGCAUCAGCGUGGCGACGUCCGAGAGUGAGUUCACCAGGCACAGCGGGGACGAGGGGCUGCUGGAGGAUGAACUCACAGAGCAGGUCCCCAGCAGCACCUCCGUGAUUGAGCGCAACGCUCGGAUCAUCAAAUGGUUGUACACGUGUAAGAAAGCCAAGGAGACUAACAAGAUGAUCCAGGAACUGGCGUGAUGGCUUCGUUCGGCAUGCGCUGCAGCCUGGUGAACUCAAGAAUUGUUGACUUGGAAGUUGAAYAAAACCAGACACAGGAAGAAACUUUUCCCUCAUCUGGCUUAUGUCUACUUUGUCCAAGUUUAGUAUUUUAUUAUUGUUUCCUACCUUUUCCCUCCACCCCUUGGAAGCCUCACUCUUGUCAAGUCCACGGAUGUCCAAGACUGCAAUGAYGAGUGGAGAUUGUGAACUGUGCCCCAGCGAGACAGCAGGAAACAAAAGCCCCUGGAAAAGCAAAUUGUGGCAGCAGCUGCCAUCCCCAGUAAUAGCCAACAUCAACUCACUGGCCCAGGAUGUCACUCCAGAAGGUCUGUGUUGUGCACCCAUCUCUAUCCAGCAAUGAAUUUGUCAGCAGGGGUGGGGGUAGAAUGUGGGAAUGAAGUGGCAAUGACCUCUGGGUCAGGUGUUCCCUUGCAGACAGACUCCACCUGGAUAUUCCAAGGCUCUGUCUUACCAGGGCUGUUGGAUCAGAGCUCCUCCUGACAUCGCUCAACAUCAUUUGCUUGGUUGGAGAGGACUGACUGGGGCAGCUUUAUCUGAGAUACUGAGCAAACAUGUUGUAAGCUAAAUUCCUGCCAAACCUCUCUUUCUCAAAAUAUUCCAGCUAAGUUGGUGUACCUUGUAUCCAUCUAGUUUGCUUUUGCUUGUUUGUUGCACAGCUUGCUCAGCCUUUGGGAAAGAAAAGCAAAAAUGCUUCCAGGAGCGUGGUUCCAAGAAACAGGUAUUGAGGGAGGUUUUGCAUUGUUCUGCUUUGCAGCAUGGUGCAAUUUGUUUGCRAUGUGUGCCUGACUCUGACAUUGCAAACACUGCAAGGUUUGGCAGCUCCUGGUGUAACCCCUUUAGUUYUAUGCAGWGAGUGAGCAGGCUCUUACAGAGUCACGCCAGGAGACUGCCAGGCUGUGUAAAGCCACACUUCCCUAGCGUGGGUCUGCAGCAGGGCUGUGCUGCCAGGCAAGGAGGCAUGUUAGGGCACAGCCAGGCCAGGGAAUGUCCUGGUGACACCCCGUGUGGACAACGCCUUACUCAAUGUCAUCARUAAAAUGCUUCAUUUGCACUGCCUGAGCUAAACGUGUUUUAAAAGGUGWUAUUUUGGAUUGUUAGUGUAGUGAAUGAGGGCUCUGCAAUAACUUACGGAAUUUGCUGGCUAUUCCUCAAACACCCCAACCUCUCAUUGCUUGCUAGAAAAUCAAAGCAUUUCUGUGUGAACAUUACAAACCACAAUGCAAAAAAAACCUCAACCAAACAACCCCAAAGCCAAAGCCACUUUCUCUUUCAUUUGUGCA